Messenger RNA from Bolinopsis microptera, 2093 nucleotides. Its product is annotated as potassium voltage-gated channel subfamily A member 1-like. Gene Ontology annotation, cellular component: voltage-gated potassium channel complex; membrane. Lineage: Eukaryota; Metazoa; Ctenophora; Tentaculata; Lobata; Bolinopsidae. Gene Ontology annotation, molecular function: delayed rectifier potassium channel activity. Bases 44 to 1369 code for a protein of 441 amino acids. Gene Ontology annotation, biological process: potassium ion transmembrane transport; protein homooligomerization. The transcript is spliced from 4 exons. The record is from RefSeq and is a predicted model, not a curated record.
ACAAUUAUAGGGUGUCCUCGGCAGAGGAUGAUAUAUUGUCGAGAUGGCUGCCAAUUUUACCAUUAUUUCUGCCACAACUAUUGACCAUGAUCGAGACCGGACUACAUUAAUAGGGCCACGUGGGACACCGGAGAACAGUUACUCCAACCACAUCCCACUAGAUGGACCACCACCAAGCGGCGAGGUUAUCGUUAUUAAUGUCGCUGGAAAACGAUUCGAGACGUACAGGGAGACACUAGACCAGUUCCCAAACACCAUGAUGGGUAACAAGGCACUGUUCGCUCGGUACUGGAACAGCAAGAAGGAAGAGUACUUUCUAGACCGCAACCAAAUGUCCUUUCCGGCCAUCUUGUAUUACUAUCAAAGCGGAGGUGUGAUCUACGUGCCCAACUCAGUGCCCAGAGAGAUUCACCUGGAGGAGCUAGACUUCUACAAGAUACAAUGGCGAGCUCCGGCCGCACCUUCGUUAACCCUCGCUAAAAUAGCAGAGGAUUUAAACAUGGAGGAUCAGUCGAGAUUUCAACAAAUAAGGUGGAGGGUUUGGGAGUUUUUGGAAAGCCCCGACUCCAGUAUUUAUUCGAGGAUAUGGGCGCUGUUGGAUGUGCUCAUAAUCUUGGUCUCGAUAUUGACAGUGAUCCUUGAAAGCAUGCCAGAACUGAAAGGACCUGAAAAUCUGAAGGCGUUUUCGGUCGUAGACACUAUUUGCGUGGCCUUCUUCACCUUCGACUUUCUCAUAAGACUCUUUAUAUGCCCCAGCUUUUGUGAUUUUCUCAAGACACCAUUGAACAUUUUAGAUUUCUUAGCGAUCAUGCCUUUCUAUCUUGAGUUGGCUGUCGGACGGCUGAUUCAGGGCAGUGCCAUGACCGCAUUCAAAGUAUUGAGGAUAUUCCGUAUAAUGCGGGUGAUGAAACUUAUUCGGCACAGCAAACGGCUCAUUCUCAUGGGAAGAGUGAUACAGGAUUGUCUUAGUGAACUGACCUUACUGCUGAUAAUAUGGCUGAUGGGGGUCCUAACCUUCGGGACUGUCAUGUACUACAUCGAGGGCGAGAAGAAUAAUGGCUUCGACUCUAUCCUCCACGCCUGCUGGUGGGCAGUGGUGUCCAUAUCAACAGUCGGGUACGGAGACAUGUAUCCCUCCACCGCCCUGGGUAAAAUAGUCGGCUCCUGUCUCCUCUUCAUCUCUAUGGUGUACCUGGCUCUCCCAAUGACUGUUAUCGUCAGUAAGUUUAACAAAGCUUUCGAAAAGUUCAAAGAAGACGAAGUGGUUUCAGAUCAACAGAAGGAAUAUACUCGAUCCAUCAUCCACGGGAAGUACAAUAACAUCAACAAUGGGACGGAUCCAGAGGAAGCUAAAGCGAUAGAAACUUAAAUAAAAAGAACUGGCGCACUAUGCAGCUGACUGAAAAAAACUUGCGAGGGCAAGAGUUUGUCUCUCGAAUUUGGGUUCCAAGAUUUAUAGAACGAACUUUAUUCAGCCUUCCAGAUAACAUUAACCAAAUACCCUCUCUCAGUAGCUUUUAUACAUGUGGUUAAGAUUUAUGUAAUUUAUUUCCUAGAUAGGUAUAUAUGGCUGUGCUCUGUUGGAUUUAUAAGUUGGGCUCGACAAUUAAGGAAUAGCUUCUUUGCUCAAUUUAAUUAGCGGAAGAUUGGAGCGGAGGAAAAUAGCUCACAGUUAACGUAGGUUUCUAAAUCUAUAAUGUACUAAUAGGGACAGUUCAAAAAGAAAGGACCUUAACUUUAAGUUCUGGACACCAGAUAAAUAAUUAAGAAUAACUGUGGACUUAUAGCUUGGAACUUUGAAAGGGUUUAGAAAUUGUAAAAUUAACAGCACAUAUUGUGUAGAAGCUAUCUUGCAUUUUGAGAUGCUCGUGAUUUUUGCUUCGACUGAAUUGAAUUGUUGAAUCGUUUUAUACCACGACGCUGCCAAACGCGCAGAAUUUGGAGACUUUCAGAUCUACAGGAAAUGUUAUGAUGAUUACGGUGUCUUGGGCUAUUGAAAGAUGAUUUGCCCUCAUCAAUUCCCAAGAUAUAACGCAUUUGGCGGGAGAUUUUACCUAUGUAUUGAUACAAGCAAUUUAUUUUUUACUGAUUAU